This is a messenger RNA of Wasmannia auropunctata (little fire ant), 2410 nucleotides long. It is a transcript of the gene krz, whose product is annotated as beta-arrestin-2. The record is from RefSeq and is a predicted model, not a curated record. Lineage: Eukaryota; Metazoa; Arthropoda; Insecta; Hymenoptera; Formicidae. Gene Ontology annotation, cellular component: cytoplasm. Gene Ontology annotation, molecular function: G protein-coupled receptor binding. Gene Ontology annotation, biological process: signal transduction; G protein-coupled receptor internalization. The transcript is spliced from 8 exons. Bases 345 to 1601 code for a protein of 418 amino acids.
CGGUGCGCGUUUCCGACUGAUGAGCAGUCGGGCGAGCCAGCAGUCGUCCUCUUUGUGCGCGAGACUCUUCGCGAUAAGUAUCUCACGACGGUCGUGGCCGCCGUCGUGUUCCACGCGCGAGUGUUGGGGGUGAGUCGCCGGGGUGGUCGCGUGGGAGCGUCGCGCCGUCGCGACGCGUCGCGCCGCGGCGACAGUGACAGCUCCGGUGGAGCACCUGACGAGAGGGUGUGGGCCCGCGACGCGGACGAUCACAGCGGGGACCUUAGUGGGAGAGCUCGGAGUCGGACUUCUCGGACACUGAGGACUCAAAUGAGCUAGAGGCCAACGUGGGCCCCGAGAUCACGAUGGACACUAUAGAUAGUGUCAAUAAACGGCAAGCUACUCGUGUUUUCAAAAAAUCCAGUCUUAAUGGCAAGAUCACGGUUUAUCUUGGCAAGAGAGAUUUCGUCGAUCACAUCACACAUGUUGAUCCUAUUGACGGGGUCGUCCUGAUCGAUCCUGACUACAUAAAAGAUAGAAAAGUGUUCGGUCACGUUCUUGCGGCGUUUAAGUACGGCAGAGAGGAUCUGGAUGUUCUCGGACUGACCUUCCGUAAAGACCUCUAUCUAGCGGCCGAACAGAUUUACCCGGUGCUGCAAGGAACUCAGCCCCCUAGGGAACUGACGCGAUUACAAGAGAGGUUGAUCAAGAAACUCGGCAGCAAUGCGUAUCCCUUUUACUUCGAGUUACCACCCCACUGCCCCGCUUCGGUUACUCUGCAACCGGCGCCAGGUGAUACCGGCAAACCCUGCGGUGUCGAUUACGAACUGAAAGCGUUCGUAGGUGAGACGCAAGAUGAUAAACCACACAAACGAAGCUGCGUGAGGCUGGCGAUCAGGAAAAUUAUGUACGCGCCGUCGAAACAAGGCGAGCAGCCUUCGGUGGAGGUCAGCAAAGAAUUCAUGAUGUCCCCGAACAAGCUACACCUGGAAGCCUCCCUCGAUAAGGAGCUCUAUCACCAUGGCGAAAACAUAGCUGUGAACGUGCACAUAGCGAACAAUAGCAACCGGACUGUGAAAAAGAUAAAAGUGUCGGUUAGGCAGUUUGCGGACAUCUGCCUGUUCUCCACGGCGCAAUACAAGUGCACUGUCGCCGAGGCCGAGAGCGAGGAGGGAUGCCCGGUGGGUCCGGGUUUCACGCUGAGCAAGGUGUUCACCUUGACACCCCUUCUGGCCAACAACAAAGAUAAAUGGGGGCUCGCCCUCGACGGCCAACUCAAACACGAGGACACCAAUUUGGCGUCCAGCACCCUUGUGGUUGAUCCGGCGCAGCGUGAAAACCUCGGCAUAAUUGUCCAGUACAAAGUUAAAGUCAAACUCUGCCUCGGAGCUCUAGGAGGCGAAUUAGUCGCGGAACUGCCCUUCAUUCUGAUGCAUCCGAAACCGGAAGAAGAGGAACCAGUGCCGUCCACAGCUCGACCAAGCCCUACGCACAAAACUGACAGCGGGGAAGUAUCGCUCGACACAAACCUUAUUCAAUUGGAUACGGAGGCAGACGGCGACGAUGAUAUAAUCUUCGAGGAUUUUGCUCGUUUGAGGUUGAAAGGCGAAACAGAAGCUUGACCGUGUUCCGCCGACACCUUGACACGUAUCGAUCAAGUGACUUUGACGCCGCCAUGCCGCACGCAAGACGGAAGUUGCACAAUUUCGCCAAUGAUGCCAAUAGUAGCUAUGUCGCAGCAACAAACUUAAACGACGUUAAUGUUCAAACGACGUUAUUGUUUGUUGCUGCGGCAUCAUCGCUAUCCUCGAGCGCAAAGUGUCGGUUGAACGGUGUUCCACCGUUUUGGCACGUAUUAAAAUUUAUCGCAGGAAUACUUUAAUGACAAAGACAAAAAUUAUUAAAAAGUACACACAAAUUGUAUAAGAAAGAACUUCUGCUCAUAGUUUUUUUGUGCAAUUUCGAAUUUUUACGUAGGCUAAAAAAAUUAUGAAAAAUUCAAAAUAAAACACGAUCUCGAGAAAUUUCUUCUUCAGUCGUCAUUUUUACUGAUUAUUGAAAGUAAUGGAAAAUACAUAAGAAGUUGAAGUUUCUCAGUGGUUUCUUUCAAACUGUUCGACAAUUUUUUGUUUGUUUCUUUUUUAAGCUCUAGCCUACACAUAUUGUUGAUGAAACAAUUAACAAAAUAAUUAAAUAACUGAUAAAGCCAUUUUUGUGGCACAUGUUUAUGAUUCUUUAUGAUUUUGACUUGUGGGGAAAACGCGACGGAUAUUGUAGUUGACGUUCACGAAUUUUUCAUCAAUGCCGUCGCCAUUUUAUGCUCUGGCUCUGAAGACUGAUUUUAGGAAGGACAUCCAAGAAUCUAGCCAAUGACGUAUUUAUUGUAAAAUCCUUAACAAUAAAAAAAAGCAAAUGCAAUAUGUAUGAAAAA